UAGCCUGACGUCGAAUCCGAUGUGACUUCCAACCUAGCCAACUUCUCACUUCUCGCAACGACGAGUUUGCCGCUCAUCAUAAGAUACACCGACGACACCAUGGCUACUACUCGGCGCGACUUCCUAAGCCAGCCUGCCCCGGAGAACUACAUAGCGGGUAUUGGCCGAGGAGCCACUGGCUUCACCACCCGCUCCGACUUGGGUCCUGCGCGCGAAGGCCCUAGCGAGGAUCAAAUCAAGGAGGCCGUUGCCAAGCGGGCAGCGCAACUAGGUCUCGGCGGGGACAACAAGAAAGACGACGACGACGAUGACGAAAGAUUCAAGGAUCCGGAUAACGAAGUGGGCCUCUUCGCCGGCGGACUUUAUGAUAAGGACGAUGAAGAGGCCGACAGGAUAUGGCAGGAAGUGGACGAGAAGAUGGCGCGGAGGAGGCAAAAGCAGCGCGAGGCCCGCGAACAGGCUGAACGCGAAGAGUACGAGCGCAACAACCCCAAGAUCUCCCAGCAGUUUGCCGAUCUCAAGAGAGCCCUCAGCACCGUUACCGACGAGGAGUGGGCAAGCCUCCCCGAAGUGGGUGACCUCACGGGCAAGAACAAACGAGCACGCCAGAAUCUCAGACAACGGCACUACGCGGUGCCCGACAGCGUUCUGGUUGCCGCCCGCGACUCGACCGAAAUGACGACGACUGUCAACGACGACAGCGGAAUAGCAUCCAGUGCCGACGGGGCCGACGGGACCAUGACAAACUUUGCCAAGAUCGGCGCCGCGCGCGACAAGGUUUUGAAGUCGAGACUCGAACAGGCCUCGCAAGGUGGCGGCGCCGAUAGCGUUCUCGGCAGCGCCACGAGCAUCGAUCCGAAGGGCUACAUCACCAGCCUCGACAAGAGCAUGAUGAGCGGGGCCCAGGCGCAGGUGGCCGACAUCAACCGGGUCCGAGAGCUCCUGACCUCGGUCACAAAGACGAACCCCAACAGCCCCGGAGGCUGGAUUGCGGCCGCGCGUUUGGAGGAGCUCGCGGGCAGGACGGUAGCCGCCCGCAACACCAUCGCCCGAGGUUGCGAGAAGUGCCCGAAGAACGUGGAUGUCUGGCUCGAGAACAUCCGGCUGAACGACAAGCGGAACGCCAAGAUCAUCGCCGCCGAAGCUAUCAAGAAGAACGACCGGUCGGUGCCGCUGUGGGUCGAGGCGAUGAGGCUAGAGACCGAGCCGCGGGCGAAGAAAAGGGUCAUCCGACUGGCACUGGACCACAUACCCGACUCGGAGGCGCUGUGGAAGGAAGCGGUCAAUCUGGAAGAGGACGAAGCAGACGCCCGGUUGCUGCUCGCCAAAGCCACCGAGCUGAUCCCUCUCUCCCUCGACUUGUGGCUGGCGCUGGCCAGGCUCGAGACGCCGGAGAACGCGCAAAAGGUCCUGAACAAGGCGAGAAAGGCCAUACCCACCUCGCAUGAAAUCUGGAUUGCCGCCGCUCGCCUGCAGGAGCAACUCGGAGAGGAGGGCAGGGUCAGCACCAUGAUGAAACGUGCCGUCAACGUGCUAGCGAAAGAGUCGGCCAUGCCGAAGCGGGAGGAAUGGAUCGCGGAGGCCGAGAAGUGCGAAGACGAAGGCGCCAUCGUAACGUGCCGGCACAUCGUGCGAGAAACCCUCGGCUGGGGUCUGGACGAAGACGACGACCGCAAGGACACCUGGAUGGAGGACGCCAGGGGCAGCAUCAACCGCGGGAAGUACGAGACGGCGCGGGCGAUCUACGCAUACGCGCUACGGGUAUUCGUCAACAGCAGGACGCUCUGGAUGGCGGCCGCCGACCUGGAGAGGAACCACGGCACCAAGGACUCGCUGGCGCAGGUGCUCGAGAAGGCCGUGGAGGCGUGCCCCAAGAGCGAGGUCUUGUGGAUGAUGCUGGCCAAGGAGAAAUGGCAGGCCGGCGAGGUCGACAACGCGAGAAGGGUUCUCGCGCGGGCCUUCAACCAGAACCCGGACAACGAGGACAUCUGGCUGGCGGCCGUCAAGCUCGAGGCCGAGAACGACCAGCAAGAACGCGCACGGAAGCUCCUGGCGGACGCACGCGAUAAGGCGCCGACCGACCGCGUGUGGAUGAAGAGCGUGGUCUUCGAGCGGGUGUUGGGCAACACGGAGGCGGCCUUGGACCUCGUGCAACAGGCCCUGCAGUACUUCCCGGCGGCGCCCAAGCUGUGGAUGCUCAAGGGCCAGAUCUACGAGGACCUGGGUAUGAUCCCGCAGGCGCGCGAGGCGUACAGCACAGGCGUCAAGGCGGUGCCCUCCUCGGCGCCCCUGUGGCUCCUGUACUCGCGGCUGGAGGAGAAGGCGGGUCUCGUGGUCAAGGCGCGGUCGGUGCUCGACCGGGCGCGGCUCGCGAUGCCCAAGUCGCCGGAGCUGUGGUGCGAAUCGGUGCGGGUGGAACGGCGCGCGGGCAACCUGAACCAGGCCAAGUCGCUCAUGGCGCGGGCGCUCCAGCAGGUGCCCAAGAGCGGGCUCCUCUGGAGCGAGCAGAUCUGGCACCUCGAGUCCCGGACGCAGCGCAAGCCGCGCAGCUUGGAGGCCAUCAAGAAGGUGGACAACGACCCGCUCCUCUUCAUCGCGGUCGCGCGCAUUUUCUGGGGCGAACGCAAGUUGGACAAGGCGCAGAACUGGUUCGAGAAGGCGUUGGUUUUGGACAGUGACAACGGCGACACCUGGGCGUGGUACUACAAGUUUCUUCUCCAGCACGGUACUGACAAACGUGAGGAAGUAAUUACCAAGUGCGUCCUCAACGAACCCAGACACGGCGAGUACUGGCAGGCAGUGGCCAAGAACCCGAAGAACGCGAGGAAGGGGAUAGAAGAGCUGUUGAAGCUUGUAGCCGCGAGCCUCCCUUAGAUGUAAAGAGGGCGUCUGCAUGUUGUUUUCAUGUAACACAACUUUAACACCCUAAUCACGCCGUUUAUUACAAGUGUAUUAUUUCUAAAAAACAAUAGCGGCUGCGGUGUAUCACUAAUGGGCAGAAUAGAAGGUUUUGAAGAGAGGUGGAAUUAAUGAAAAUUCAUUUGAAAGACACAAAAACAUUAGCUAUAGUUUCCGUCUUCAUUCCAUCCCGUUCACUUCUCGACCCAGGGCCUCGGGGCCAGAUACGAAAAAAAAUGCGAAGUUGGGACCAUGAUG
Messenger RNA from Sodiomyces alkalinus F11, 3156 nucleotides. RefSeq lists its product as hypothetical. The record is from RefSeq and is a predicted model, not a curated record. The coding region runs from base 100 to 2874 and encodes 924 amino acids. NCBI's taxonomy places the organism in Eukaryota, Fungi, Ascomycota, Sordariomycetes, Glomerellales, Plectosphaerellaceae. Gene Ontology annotation, biological process: mRNA splicing, via spliceosome; spliceosomal tri-snRNP complex assembly. The transcript has 2 exons. Gene Ontology annotation, cellular component: catalytic step 2 spliceosome; U4/U6 x U5 tri-snRNP complex. Gene Ontology annotation, molecular function: protein binding.